This is a messenger RNA of Myxocyprinus asiaticus (Chinese sucker), 7098 nucleotides long. It is a transcript of the gene znf148, whose product is annotated as zinc finger protein 148. Gene Ontology annotation, molecular function: RNA polymerase II cis-regulatory region sequence-specific DNA binding; DNA-binding transcription factor activity, RNA polymerase II-specific. NCBI's taxonomy places the organism in Eukaryota, Metazoa, Chordata, Actinopteri, Cypriniformes, Catostomidae. The record is from RefSeq and is a predicted model, not a curated record. Bases 86 to 2665 code for a protein of 859 amino acids. The transcript has 7 exons. Gene Ontology annotation, biological process: regulation of transcription by RNA polymerase II.
AUGCGCAUUUGCAGAUGGAACGUAGCUCGCUAGCUUCGCGCGCUAGCAGCCAAAGCAUCGCAGUAAACUUUGACAAACACGUCAUAUGCAACUCGAACCCGCCGUCAGCGCCGUGCUGACAGCACAAGGGUCAGGUUGUCGGAAGGCAAGUGCUGUGAACACAACAGUGUUGACUGCUGUUAGGAAUCCUUAUGUUGGACCAGUCUCUUCCUGUAGCUUCAGCUCAACUGCUCAGCAUUCAGCGAUGAACACUGAUGACAAGCUGGAGGGGAUGCUUAUGAAAUGUGGCCCUAUGGGGCUUCACCACUCAUCCAGAAGUUUGGGUCCUUCAAGGGUGGAUGGUAGAGGAAGAAGAGGCAGUCUGGAUAUGACACUUGGGGAACGGAGCUUGGCCAAUCAUCCCCUUUUGGCAGAGGAUGAUGACGAUGAGGAGGAAGAUGAUGAAGACUUGGCAGGUGGAGGGCUGACCUCACAUGAUCUGAUGUCUCAGGAUGACAUGAUGGUUCAUGAGGAGACUGUGAAAAAUGAUGGACAGGAUGACUCCACUUUCUCACAGCGAAUCUCCCAUAAAUUACACUAUACACUCAGUAUGCCAGUAAAUAUAAAGCAGGAGAUGAAAGUGCCAGAUUCGUUGAUUCUGAAUAAGAAGGAGAAGAAACAAGGGAGGGACUCAACCGACUGUCACAAAAAGAAGAAGAGAAAGCAGCGAUCACCUGCAAAGAUUCUCACUAUUAAUGAAGAUGGCUCCCUUGGACACCAGAAUCCAAAAUCUCAUGUCUGUGAGCACUGCAAUGCAGCUUUUAGGACAAACUACCAUUUACAAAGACAUGUCUUUAUUCAUACAGGUGAAAAGCCUUUUCAGUGCAAUCAGUGUGACAUGCGUUUUAUUCAGAAGUACCUGCUUCAGAGACAUGAGAAGAUCCACACAGGAGAAAAACCUUUUCGCUGUGAUGAAUGUGGAAUGAAAUUUAUCCAGAAAUACCACAUGGAGAGGCACAAGAGAACGCACAGCGGGGAGAAGCCUUACCAGUGUGACUACUGCCAUCAGUAUUUCUCCAGAACUGACCGAGUACUGAAGCACAGACGGAUGUGCCAUGAGAAUAAGGACAGGAAGGUGCAGAAUGCAGCUGCCAAAGAUGGCCCUCUUCGCAGCACGGAGAGCUUGGACUUCUCUUUUCCUGUCAAGGAAUACGCGCUACCCAAGAAGAAACGUCAGAAGACCUCUGAUAAAAGUCGAGUCUCGCUCACAGGUCCCACCGUUCCAGACAAGAUGGUGGAAGACGGCAAUGAGGAGAAGACGGAAGACAGGCUUGACAAAAGCGAGUGUCUUCCUCUUUACGCAGUAGCCACCAAAGUGAAGGAUGAGUAUGUUGUGGCAGAUUAUUCUGUAGAGCUGCCUGAUUCCCCGCCUCGCAACAGGCAUCUUGCAGGUGAGGAAUCUAAUGAUGAGAUCAUCAGUCCACCAAAACUAGUGCUGAAGAAAAUAGCUAGCAGGAGAGGGGUGAAACAGCAAUCGCUAGAACAGUCACAAAGUCUCUCUCCCUUGUCUUCAUUUGAAGAAAGCAAAAUAACAAGAUACACAUUUGAGAUUGUGGAUAAUAAAGGCCUCUUGGAUGUUGAGACCAACCCUGACAUGGAGUCGGUAGAAGCACUACAAGGAGGACAAGCAAAACCAACCAGAAGCAGCACAAAUUAUGACGAUGCCAUGCAGUUUCUCAAGAAGAAGCGAUACCUUCAGGCGGCUACGGCUAACACUAGCCAAAACUAUGCACUGAACGUGAGCAGCAUUGUGUCACAGCCCUCCGUCACUCAGGCAACUGUAGCGAGCGUCAUCGAUGAGACCGUUCCCACCAUGAUCCUUUCCGAGACUCAGACACUGAACGUGGAGAUCAAGUCCAGUAAUGAGAAGAAUGUCCUUCCGGAUGAGGUCCUUCAAACACUUCUCGAUCACUACUCCAAUAAGGCAAACGGGCAAGCGGAGAUUUCCUUCAGUGUGGCGGACACAGAGGUGACGUCCAGCAUCUCCAUCAACUCCUCAGAUGAGAGCAGCCCCACUGAGGCUUUGGGGAGCAGUUCAUAUGCGCCCCCGGCCGAGAAGGCCAGCCUUCUACAAGAGUACUCCAAGUUUCUCCAGCAAGCAUUGGAAAGGACUAGUCAGAACGACACCUAUCUAAACAACCAGAGUCUUACGUUUGUAAGUGACAGUAGCAGUCUCGCUGGCCAACCUUUGUUUUCCACUGAGAAGCAAUUCACAUCCCCAUCCCGGUUCAGGCCAAGCAUGAACUCUCCUUUGAGGUCCACCUUGGAGAAACCCAACUUCAGCCUUUUAGUAGAUUCCCAACACUCCUUCUCCCUGUCGGGUGAUGAGACUAACCCUUCCUCGGUUUCUCCAACGGAGGACUUUCUCGACCAGGUGGCCUCGCCUAAAAAGACAGAUGCACAAAGCGUCAGUCAGUCAUUUCAGAUUGCCACUUUUGAGCAGAACUUUCGAUCUCAGUUCCCAAGCUCAAGAUCUGGAAUAUCCUCACAGUUCGGCAUCGCCAGUGGACAAGUUAGUCUGAGAGCACAUGGAGGAACUGACUUUCCAGAGUUCUCUCUUGUUAAUGACACAAAAACUCAACUAACCUCCUCACCAGAUGCUACAAACAGCCAAACAUUUGGCUAAACAAGAGCUUUUAAUUAUUUGAUGUAUUUUAAAGGCACUUUAUAUUCCAGGUCUUUGAGUUCUGUCCAUGAAGGGAAUCUGAUCUCUGUGCAAAUGCUUAUUAUUUUCUUUCUUUAAACAAUCAAGCCUGUGUGGGAAUCAGGAGAUGAGUGAUACACCACAUUAGAUUUAAUUAUCAGCACCUUUAAAGAAAUCUUGUCUGAUUUUUUUUUUAAUGGUUUCAUAGCAUUUUUGUGUAUUACACAUAUAAUGCUUAACAUGAUCAUACCAUACUGUACUAUGGCUUGCCAAAUUGGAUAAUUUAUUAGUUAUAUUUUGUGUUUCCUAAUAAUCUAAAUUCAGACAUAUUUCUACAUCACUGUUGUAGUAUACAUUUUACGUGUCAGUGGUGGCUUCACCUAGAUAAAAAUAUACGGAGGUCAUGACCAUAUUUGCCUCUUGUUAGUGAUCAGUUCUUUUGCUGGAAUUUAUUAACAACAUGUUUAACAGAAUUACAUAAUAAUAUAGCUCUUUACCAAUGGAAACGACCCUAAUCUACAAUAGCAUUACAAUCAAGUUGGCUUUGUAUCAGUUUUUUUUUUUUUUUUUUUGGAGAGGUACUGAAAGGACCUCACUAUUGUACCUUAGAGCCAUCUGCAGGUAUUCUCAUCCUAGGUUCACUGACCUAGGCCAUACUUUUAUAUAAUGAGAUUAUAUAAUCCUGAAAUAUUUUUGCACAGUACUCUGAAGGUUAUUGCAUAAAAAAAAAAAAAGAGAUAUUCACAAACAGAUAAAAAUAGCUUCUGUGAUACUCCGCUAAUUUUUAUUUAAUAGACUGUCCAAUGACCAAGUCAUGCCAAUCAGUGCACAUGGCACUGGUAUACUGCAGGGGGUCUAUAGAGGUUUUGAUUUCACACAUCCCACAAGUGGGUCUGCAGUUUUAGUAACUGUCCUGGGCAACAGCACCAACAGGUAUUUUGUUGUUUAUUUGUCAUCAGUGAGCCUGACUUAAUGACUCAAUGGUUAGUACACACCAAGUUUUCAGUAGGUAAGUGCAUUACAACACUUUUAACACAUUUAAUUUGUUCAAUGUGUUUUAUUGAAUUUGCAGAUGUACAGUGGCAAGAAAAGUAUGUGAACCCUUUGGAAUUAGCUGGUUUUCUGCAUUAAUUGGUCAUAAAAUGUGAUCUCAUCUUUAUCAAAGUCACAAGUAAUGUGCUUAAGCUAACAACACAAACAAUUAUAAUCUUUCAUGUCUUUAUUAACACUUCCCUGACUGGCCACUCCAAAAGGUGGAUUUUCUUUUUUUAAGCCAUUCUGUAGUGGAUUUACAUCAGUGUUUAUGGUCAUUGUCCUGCUGCAUCACCCAAAUUCUACUGAGCUUCAUCUGGUGCACAGCCACCCUGACAAUAUCCUGUAGGAUAUCUUUUUUUUAAAUUUUUUUUUAUCCCCUUUUUCUCCCAAUUUGGAAUGCCCAAUUCCCACCACUUAGUAGGUCCUCGUGGUGGUGUGGUUACUCACCUCAAUCCAGGUGGCGGAGGACAAGUCUCAGUUGCCUCCACUUCUGAGACCGUCAGUCCAUGCGUCUUAUCACGUGGCUAGUUGUGCAUGACACCGCGGAGACUCUGCAUGUGGAGGCUCAUGCUACUCUCUGCGAUCCACGCACAAUUUACCAUGCGCCCCAUUGAGAGCGAGAACCACUAAUCGCGACCACGAUGAGGUUACCCCAUGUGACUCUACCCUCUCUAGCAACCGGGGCAAUUUGGUUGCUUAGAAGACCUGGCUGGAGUCACUCAGCACACCCUGGAUUCAAACUCGUGACUCCAGUGGUUGUAGUCAGUGUCAAUACUCGCUGAGCUACCCAGGCCCCCAUCCUGUAGGAUAUCUUGAUAAACUAGGGAAUUAAUUUUUCUUUAGAUGAUGGCAGUGGUCUAGGCCCCGACCAGCAAAGCAGCCCCAAAUCAAUCCACCGUACUUCACCAUUGGGAUCAUGCUUUCAUGUUGGUAUGCGGUAGCCAUUUUACACUGUACAUAGUGUGUUGUUCCCAAGCAAUUCAACCUUAGUUUCAUCAGUCCACAAAACAUUUUCCCAGUAGCAUUGUGGAGUGUCAAGGUGGUCUUUGGCAAACUUCAGGCAUGCAGCAAUGUUUUUGUUGGAAAGCAGCAGCUUCCUCUGUGGUGUGCUGCCAUGGACACUAUUCCUGUUUAAUGUUUCCGGAUAGUAGACUCAUGAACAGAGAUGUUAACCAGUUCCAAUGAUUCCUUCAAGUCUUUAGCUGUCACUCUAGGGUUCUUUUUACCUCAUUGAGCAUUCUUCGGUGUGUCUUUUGAGUCAUUUUGGCUGGAUGGCCACUUCUAGGGAGAGUAGCGGCAGUGCUAAAUUGUCUUCAUUUAUAGACAAUUCUGUGGACAGAUGAAUAUCUAAGCUCUUCGAGAUAACUUUGUAGUUAUCCCUUUCCAGCAUUAUGCAAAGCAACAAUUCUUGCUGAAGGUCUUGCUGUGAGGCAGAUGCUUCUUAUGAAUAGUAAACUCGAAAUGUUUGAGUGCUUUUUAUAAGUCAAAGUAGCUCUAACCCACACCUCCAAUAUAGUUUCAUUAAUUGGAUGCCAGGAUUGCCAACUCCUGACUCUUAAUUAGCUUUUGUUGAUGUCAUUAGCCUAGGGGUUUACAUACUUUUUCCAACCUACACUGUGAAUGUUUGAAUUAUGUAUUCAAUAUGUACAAGAACAAUACAAUAAUUUGCGUUUAUUAGUUAAAACAGAUUGUGUUUGUUUAUUAUUGUAACUUAGAUGAAGAUCAAACCAGAUUUUAAGACAAAUUUAUGCAUAAAUGCAGGUAAUUCCAAAGGAUUCACAUACUUUUUCUUGCUGUUGUCCUUGCGAUCUUCAAAACAUACAUUAAAUUGCAGUUUGGUAUCUUGGGCAUUUUUUUUAAUGGUUUAAAAGCACUUUUAAUUACCCUUAUCCAGACACAUAAUGCACACCUGCAUUGGAGAUAUGAACUUUAUCAGUCUAUUAUGGCAAGUUGUCUUUAGUGAAAUCAAGGAAAAUUAUUUAAGAAUGUAUACUGUAUGGUCUGAGAUAAUAUUUUUAUGCUUUCACUUUGUCUCAGAAAUAUUCAUUUGCACACAUGUUUGUGUGUCAGAUUCACAUGCUGUGUCGUAUUGGAUUAAAUUAGAACUAACAAAAUAACUUUUAAUGUUUGGCAAUGUUGUACUAGUUUGUAUAUGUACACAUAGCAUUUGUUUAUUGCACAUUUCUUUCUUUAUUGCUUAACUAAUCAUGUAGAUUAAAAACUUUGUUCCUGUUUUCUCAGAUUGUUUAUGGAAAUGUACCUGCUUUCCCCACAAAUGUACCUUGAUUUUAAUCUUAGCUUUGUUUGUUUUUAAAAAAACGAGAGAGAGAGAGAGAGAGAGAGAGAGAGAGAGAGAGAGUAUCAUGCCAAGUUGUACAAGAGCAGCCCUUUUAGUAUGAUUUAUUUAGUCUGCAUGUUCUGGGUGUCAAAGACAUUACCAACCAAUGUUUUACUUACAGUUUCUCAUAAGUGUGCCUAAGCAUUCCUAUAUUGUUCUUUUAUUCUUUAUAUAUGUUGCAAAAAGGUGUAUAUUUUAAGCUUUGCAUUUUGCUGUGCACAUGUUUUCUUUUGUGUAUAGCAUGUAGAGGGUAAGUAACAUGAUUUAUGAAUAUUUGUUGCCAUUUUGGUUUUCUCUUUCCUGUGGUCAUUGAUAACUCUCUGCACAAAUGUUGGUACAAAAUCAAAUUUGUGUUCAUGUUUGUAACAUUUACAGAUGUACUGUCCUCUCUAUGAAUUGCUUCUCAAUGCAGUUAUAAUGAUUACAAUCUUAUUAUAACACACUUUGUAUGACUAUCAUAGACUUUCAAAAGAUAUUAUUUAUCAUUUCAAUGUAGUAUGAUACCUGCAUUAUGAACAUCUAAUCAAUAAUCACUGUUAAAGGUGCUCCAGAAAUGUAUACAAGUUAAAUGAAAAAUUGAGGGAAGAGCUUGAUUCCUUGUUAAAAAUAAAUGUUUUUUUUUUUGUUUUUGUUUUUUGUGUGUGUUCAGUUACUGUUGGUAAAAGGUUAGAUCCAUUUAAACACAUCACUGUAAUCCAUGAUUGAUUUAAAGCAUCAAAGUCCAGUAUGGUUACUGAUUAUGGAUUAUUGUUUUCUUAGUUUAAAUUGAGUGAAAAACAGAUGGUUUUAUAAAGUGUGAGCACUUUUGAUAGUUUUAGACGUUUAAUUUCAUUGGAGAGUGCGUGUCCCCCUGACUUGUACAGUGGUUAUAUUGUUAUAUGUAACGUAUCCAUUUUAUUGUAGCCGAAUUAUUUCCAUAUACUUUAAUGCAAUACUUUGCCUAAGACAUUGGGGGAAAGGUUCUGAUUGGAUGUGUUUGAUUGUGUGCCUCUUUUGUGUAAUAAUGAAUUUCCAAAUACAUCAACAAAGUAGUUGAGUGUUA